Dioscorea cayenensis subsp. rotundata (Guinea yam) is the source of this 4795-nucleotide messenger RNA. RefSeq names its product putative ABC transporter C family member 15. Gene Ontology annotation, molecular function: ABC-type transporter activity; ATP binding; ATP hydrolysis activity. NCBI's taxonomy places the organism in Eukaryota, Viridiplantae, Streptophyta, Magnoliopsida, Dioscoreales, Dioscoreaceae. The transcript is spliced from 9 exons. Gene Ontology annotation, biological process: transmembrane transport. Gene Ontology annotation, cellular component: vacuolar membrane; plant-type vacuole. The record is from RefSeq and is a predicted model, not a curated record. The coding region runs from base 19 to 4542 and encodes 1507 amino acids.
UAAGAUUCGUUUAGUUUGAUGUCCCAAAGCUACACUUUCAAAACAAUCAAAGCUUUUGGAAGAGAAAGAGAGAGUUCAGUGCUCAAGUUCUCCAAAACUCUUCAAAGCAGAGACAUGCUUAAUGCAUUGAAGACUCAGGUAUCACAGCAUUGGCAAGCAUGGUCAGAGAUGAUCUCACCUUGUUUCUGGGAAGCCCUGGUUGUGUUUCUCCAGUUCUUACUCAUCCUGAGAUUUUUAAUCCAAUCACUUUCAAAAAGAAACAACAUGUCAAGCACUAAACAGAACCCCACAGCAGAAGAUUCACAUGAUCCCAUAAAAUUAAGCAUCUCAUACAAAGCCAGUAUGUGCUGCUGCUCAUUCAUAUUUGCAAGCAAUCUUCUCAGACUUUUAUUUCUACUGCAAGGAAAAGGAACCAAUUGCAAGUACACAUUUACAAUAAUUGCGAGAACGACGCAGGUGUUAUCAUCGGCAAUUGUGUUGAUUUCAGUUUCCAAUUUCAGGAGAACUAGAUGUGCAAAACUUCCAUGGAGCAUCAGAGCAUGGUGGAUUUGUAUUUUUCUCCAGUCAGUGAUCUGUUUAGCUCUGGACAUGCAUUCUAAUGUUCUACACAAUGCAUUUCUGAGCAUUGUGGAAUAUACAGACAUAAUUGACAUCAUUGCUUGCUCAUACUUAUCUGCUAAUUCAAUCAGAGGAACAACAGGGAUUUGUUUCUCAUCUAACAGCAUCAAGGAACAACUUCUCCACAAUUCCUCAACACAAGAGCCGAAGGAGAGUAAGAGAUACUCUCCAUAUGGCAAAGCAACUCUUCCACAACUAGUGACUUUCUCUUGGCUAAAUCCUCUCUUUGCAAUCGGGAUAAAGAAGCCUCUAGGAGAGGAUGAAGUACCUGAUGUCGAUGUGAAGGACUCGGCUGAGUAUCUCUCACAUUCUUUCGAUUGCUGUCUGAAUGAUAUUCAGAAAAGAUACAGGUCAAGAAAUCAAUGUAUAUAUAGAGCAAUCUUCUUGUUUAUCAGAAAAAAGGCUGCUAUAAAUGCGUGUUUUGCUGUUGUAAGUGCAGCUGCAUCUUAUGUAGGCCCUUUUCUGAUUGAUGAUUUUGUGAAGUUUUUGAGUGGGAAGCAGGAGCACAAGAUGAAAAGAGGGUACAUUCUUGCACUUGCAUUUCUGAGUGCUAAACUUGUAGAGACUGUGGCUGAGAGGCAAUGGAUAUUUGGUGCCCGGCAGCUCGGUCUUCGCCUCGAAUCAGCUCUGAUUUCUCAUGUGUACAAGAAGGGACUCCGGCUAUCAAGCCAAUCGCGCAAGAGCCAUACAAGUGGAGAGAUCAUUAACUACAUGAAUGUUGACAUACAAAGAAUAACAGACCUCAUGUGGUACUCAAACAUCAUAGUGAUGCUUCCCAUACAGGUUUCACUGGCAAUUUAUAUACUUCAUGUGAAUUUAGGCAUUGGUUCCUUAGCAGGAUUAGCAGCUACGGCAGUUAUAGUGUUGUGCAACUUACCGAUUACUCGAAUGCAAGAGACACUGCAAUCCAAGAUCAUGGAGGCGAAAGACGAGCGCAUGAAAGCAACAUCAGAAGUUCUCAGAAACAUGAAGAUUUUGAAGCUGCAAGCAUGGGACACAAAGUACCUGGACAAACUAGAUUCACUGAGGAAGAUUGAGUACAAAUGGUUGUGGAAAUUCCUGAGAUUGGAAGCUAUUUUAUCAUUCAUUUUAUGGGAAUCACCCACUCUGAUUUCAGUGGUGACAUUUGGAGCUUGCACAGUGCUUGGAAUCCCAUUGACUGCUGGGAGAAUUCUGUCUGCCUUGGCAACAUUCAGGAUGCUGCAAGACCCAAUCUUUGAUCUGCCAGACUUGCUCACAGUGAUUGCAGAAACCAAAGUUUCUGCUGAUAGAGUGGCAUCAUACCUGCAGGAAGAUGAAGUGAAGACUGAUGCAGUUGAGGUAAUCUCUGCAGAUGAGACUGAGUUCAGUAUCAAUAUCGAGAAAGGAUUGUUCAGCUGGGAUUCAGACGCUGAUUCUCCGACACUCGGUGAGAUAAAAUUGAAGGUGAAAAAGGGAGAGAAGGUUGCUAUUUGUGGCAAUGUUGGCUCAGGUAAGUCUACUCUGCUUUCAUGUUUGCUUGGAGAGGUACCGAGAGUGGGUGGGAGUGUGACAAUCAGUGGUAGUAUGGCUUAUGUUCCUCAGUCUCCAUGGAUGCUGACAUGCAAUAUCAGAGAGAACAUUCUUCUUGGAAAUACUUACAACCAUGACAAGUUUGAGAGAACAAUUCAUGUAUGUGCAUUGAAGGAAGAUCUUGAUUCACUGACUAGUGGUGAUCUAACAGAGAUUGGUGAAAGAGGAAUCAAUAUGAGUGCAGGUCUCAAACAAAGGAUUCAGAUUGCUAGAGCAGUCUACCAGGAUGCUGACAUUUACCUUCUCGAUGAUCCUUUCAACGCUUUCGAUUCACAGACCAGGAGAAAAGUUUUCAAGGAAUGUUUGAUGGGAAUGCUGAAGAACAAGACCAUUCUAUAUGUCACAAACCAAGCAGAGUUUCUUCAAUCUGCAGACCUUAUACUGGUGAUGAAGAAUGGGAAGAUUGAACAGGCAGGGAGAUUUCCAGAACUAAUGCAGCAAAACAGAGGAUUUCAGUCACUGGUUGGAGCUCAUAGGGAAGCUUUGCAAGCAGUCAUUGAAGCUAGACACUUGAACAAAGUGUUUGCUAAUCAAACCGAAAGUGAGUAUGAAGAUGAUGCACUAAGUAUGAUCACUCAAGAACAACAUGAUGAUAAGAAGAGAAAUAUUCCUCAAGAUGUUCAAGAUGAGGAAAGAGAAAGAGGAAGCAUUGGCAAAGAAGUUUACUGGUCAUACUUGACUGCAGUGGGAGGAGGUGGAUUAGUAGUUAUAAUAGUUACAGCAGAGUGUCUUGUUCAAGUUUUGCAGGUAGGGAGUGAUUACUGGAUGGCCUGGGCUUCUCCUUCAACAACAGCAACCAAUACAACAGUGGAGAUGAGUUGCCUUUUCUUGGUUUAUAUGUUUCUCUGUUUAGGUGGUUCAAUAUGUGUGCUUCUUCGAGCAAUGCUCGUCGCCAUAACCGGCCUUUUGACAUCACAGAAGCACUUUGAAGACAUGCUUAAUAGUAUUUUCCAUGCCCCUAUGUCUUUCUUUGAUUCAAAGCCAACUGAAAGAAUUUUAGACAGAGUUUCAUCAGAUCAAAGUGUACUAGAUUUGGAUAUUGCGAAGAAAUUGAGCUGGUGCGCCUUCUCGGUUAUUCAGAUUUUGGGUACUAUUACAGUAAUGUCUCAGGUAGCAUGGCCGGUCUUCGCAAUUUUCAUCCCUGUCACAGCUAUCUGCAUUUGGUACCAACAAUACUGCAUUCCGACUGCCCGAGAACUCGCUCGCAUUUCAGAAAUACAAAGAGCUCCAAUCUUGCAUCAUUUUGCAGAAUCACUUACUGGAGCUGUAAUUAUCAGAGCACUCGGAAAAGAAGACCAUUUCACCAGCACAACACUCAGUCUGAUAGACAACCAUUCAAGACCAUGUUUCCAUAAUGUUUCUGCAAUGGAAUGGCUUCAUUUCAGACUGAACUUGUUAUCUAAUUUUGUAUUUGCCUUUUCAUUAGUCUUGCUUGUCAGCCUCCCCGGAGAAUUCAUCAACCCAAGCAUUGCAGGAUUGGCAGUGACAUAUGGAUUCGAUCUCAAUGCGCAGAUAUCGACGAUAAUCUGGAACCUAUGCAGCACUGAAAUUAAGAUGAUCUCAGUUGAAAGAAUACUGCAAUACACAAAGAUAGACAGUGAAGCUCCAUUAAUGAUUGAAAAGUGUCAGCCACCGAAAAACUGGCCGGAAACAGGAACAAUUUGCAUUAAAAACUUGCAGGUUGGAUAUGCAGAAAACUCACCACCUGUCUUGAAAGACAUUACCUGCACAUUUCCAGGGAGGAAAAGAGUAGGAAUUGUUGGGAAAACAGGAAGUGGGAAAUCAACUCUAAUUCAAUCUCUUUUCCGAAUCGUUGAACCUCGAGCAGGAAAAAUUCUGAUUGAUAAUGUAGAUAUCUGCAAGAUAGGCCUUCAUGAUCUGAGAUCAAAACUCAGCAUAAUUCCUCAAGAUCCAACCAUGUUUGAAGGCACAGUGAGGAAGAACCUUGACCCCCUUGAAGAAUACACUGACCAAAUGAUUUGGGAGGUGUUAGACAAAUGCCAAGUUGGUGACUUGAUACGCAGACAUAAAAUGAAGCUUGAUUCAAGAGUUUCUGAAAAUGGAGAGAAUUGGAGUGUGGGACAAAGGCAAUUGAUUUGUCUUGGAAGAGCUUUUCUGAAAAAGAGCAGCAUUCUUAUCAUUGAUGAAGCUACAGCUUCAGUGGACUCUGUUACUGAUGCCAUGGUUCAAAAGAGAAUUACUAUGGACUUCAACCAUUGCACUCUUGUCAUUAUAACUCACAGACUCCACACAGCAAUUGACACUGAUUUCAUUCUUAUUUUGAAUGAUGGGAAAAUGGUUGAUUAUGACACACCCUUCAAUUUACUGCAAAGAAAACACUCUUGCUUCUCCAAGUUGAUGAAAGAGUAUUAAUUUUUAUAAUUUUGCAGUAAACUUGAAUAUGAAUAUAUAUAUAUAUAUAUAUAAUUGUUUGUUUGUACUUGGCAUUGAGCAGGUUGGAAAGAGCAUCUGAUUUUUUUUUUUUAAUUUUAAUUUUAAUUAUGUGGGUCAUUGGAACCAAAGUGUGUGAAUGAUGAUAAUGUGACCCGUGAACUAACAUUAUCUUAAAUGAAAUUUUCUUCUAAAAUAUCAAUGAAAUAAAUGCAAAUGAUGAAACUUUAUUUAG